Messenger RNA from Globicephala melas (long-finned pilot whale), 1841 nucleotides. RefSeq names its product eukaryotic translation initiation factor 2 subunit gamma (gene EIF2S3). Gene Ontology annotation, molecular function: GTP binding; tRNA binding; GTPase activity. Lineage: Eukaryota; Metazoa; Chordata; Mammalia; Artiodactyla; Delphinidae. The record is from RefSeq and is a predicted model, not a curated record. Gene Ontology annotation, biological process: formation of translation preinitiation complex. Gene Ontology annotation, cellular component: eukaryotic translation initiation factor 2 complex; cytosol.
CCGCCCUGCACCAGGGGGCUUGCGAACGGUCAGGCAGCCACCCGGACGACUUCCUUCCUCUCCGGGCAAGAUGGCGGGGGGCGAGGCUGGUGUGACUUUAGGGCAGCCGCACCUGUCUCGGCAAGAUCUCAACACUUUGGAUGUUACCAAGUUGACGCCACUUUCACAUGAAGUUAUCAGCAGACAGGCCACAAUUAAUAUAGGUACAAUUGGUCAUGUAGCUCAUGGGAAGUCUACGGUUGUAAAAGCUAUUUCUGGAGUUCACACUGUCAGGUUCAAAAAUGAACUAGAAAGAAAUAUUACAAUCAAACUUGGCUAUGCUAAUGCUAAGAUUUAUAAACUUGACGACCCAAGUUGUCCUCGGCCAGAAUGUUACAGAUCCUGUGGAAGUAGUACACCCGAUGAGUUUCCUACAGAUAUUCCAGGGACCAAAGGGAACUUCAAAUUAGUCAGACAUGUUUCCUUUGUUGACUGUCCUGGCCACGAUAUUUUGAUGGCUACUAUGCUGAAUGGUGCCGCAGUGAUGGAUGCAGCUCUUCUGUUGAUAGCUGGUAAUGAGUCUUGUCCUCAGCCCCAGACUUCUGAACACCUGGCUGCUAUAGAAAUCAUGAAACUGAAACAUAUUUUGAUUCUACAAAAUAAAAUUGAUUUGGUAAAAGAAAGCCAGGCUAAAGAACAGUAUGAACAGAUCCUUGCAUUUGUACAAGGUACAGUAGCAGAAGGAGCUCCUAUUAUUCCAAUUUCUGCUCAGCUAAAAUACAAUAUUGAAGUUGUCUGUGAGUACAUAGUAAAGAAAAUUCCAGUACCCCCAAGAGACUUUACUUCAGAACCCCGACUUAUUGUUAUUAGAUCCUUUGAUGUCAACAAACCUGGCUGUGAAGUUGAUGACCUUAAGGGGGGUGUAGCUGGUGGUAGUAUUCUAAAAGGAGUAUUAAAGGUGGGCCAGGAGAUAGAAGUCAGACCUGGUAUUGUUUCCAAAGACAGUGAAGGAAAGCUCAUGUGUAAACCCAUCUUUUCCAAAAUUGUAUCACUUUUCGCAGAGCAUAAUGAUCUUCAGUAUGCUGCUCCAGGAGGUCUUAUUGGAGUUGGAACGAAAAUUGACCCCACUUUGUGCCGAGCUGACAGAAUGGUGGGGCAGGUACUUGGUGCAGUUGGAGCUUUACCUGAGAUCUUCACAGAACUGGAAAUUUCCUAUUUCCUGCUUAGACGGCUUCUAGGUGUACGCACUGAAGGAGACAAGAAAGCAGCAAAAGUGCAAAAGCUGUCUAAGAAUGAAGUGCUUAUGGUGAACAUAGGAUCCCUGUCGACAGGAGGAAGAGUUAGUGCAGUCAAGGCUGAUUUGGGCAAAAUUGUUUUGACUAAUCCUGUGUGCACAGAAGUAGGAGAAAAAAUUGCACUUAGCCGAAGAGUUGAGAAACACUGGCGUUUAAUUGGUUGGGGUCAAAUAAGAAGAGGAGUGACAAUCAAGCCAACAGUAGAUGAUGACUGAAGAAUUAAAUAACAGAUUUGGAUGAAGUCGGAAUUUCUCUUAACAACCUAGGGGUAUAUUUUCAAAGCAAUAGUGAGGAAUUAAUUUCACAGCUCAUUACCUUAGGAGUAGCUGUAAGGUUAUUCUCAUUUUUUGGUGAUGAAAAUUUAACCUCUAGUACUAAAAUAGGGUCUACAAUAAAUGUAAAAAUUGGCAUAAUGUUGGAUUGAAUCUACAUUUUACCAGAAAUUAACCAUUCCCAAAUAACAUCUAAUUUAUACAUCAGUGCAGGUUUGAAAGGAAACUGCUACAACCAGCCUUUGCUGUAGCACACAUACCACUGAAUCUGUUUGAAAUAAAAUUCUUCUUCUUA